CGUGGUCUUGAGGAGCUUCUGUCGCUACAUGAGACCUGUGGACUUAACACAGACCUGAAGAAAUGAGGAAACAGAUUUUCAGUCUGGAUGUGCUGCAGUUUUCUGUCUUCUUACUGCAGGUUCACUUUUGCUGGAGUCAGAACACACUGGUCGUUCCCUCUCAGCCAAUCAUAGCGCCCGUUGGCAGUGAUGUCACUCUGCCCUGUCAGUUGGACCCUGUUAAAGACCUCAGGGACAUGGUGGUGGAGUGGUCACGGCACGACCUGAUGCCGCGCUACAUCCACAUCCGCCGGGACGGUCGGGACUUCCUCAGGGACCAGAACUCCCUGUACCUGGGCCGCACCUCUGUGUCCGAGAGCCGACUGCAGCAGGGGGACAUGUCCCUGAGUCUGACCAGAGUCAGAGUCAGUGACAGGGGCAAGUACAGAUGUUACAUCCCCCAGACUGAUACUGAAGCAGAGGUCACUCUACUGGUCGUGUCCGUGGCCCCUCCCUCGAUUAGCCUGAUCAAAGAGCGCUCGGGGUCUCCCGUGCUGAGGUGUGAGUCCAGGGGCUGGUACCCGGAGCCGGAGCUGGAGUGGCUGGACUCAGAGGGGACGGUUCUGCUCAGGACUGAGGCUCAGAGAGGAGCGAGCGAGGAGCUGUUCAGUGUGAGCAGCAGACUGAGUGUGGAGCAGAGGCUCGGCAACACGUUCACCUGCAGAGUGAGACAACAGGAGAGCGGCCAGAGCAGAGAGGCCCAGCUCAGCAUCACAGAUAAUUUCCUGGAGUCUUCUCCCAUCAGCCCUUGGUCCUGGAUCCUCUUGUGUUUGAGUUUGGUUCUGUUUCUUGCAGCAGUUGCUGUUUUGGUCGAGUCAAAGUGUAAAACUAAAAGAAAGAAAUCUGACAGUAAAAGCAUUGAACUUGGAGAAAAAGAAGAACGAGAGAGUAUGAUGAAAGAAGAAAGAGAGAGUAUGAUGAAAGACGAAGAGAUUACAAAUAUACUGAAGCAGAAGAUUGAGACUGAGCUGCUUUAUAUCAAUGAUGUGAUUAACAGACUGACUGUGGAAAAAGAUGUAUCAAUGAAACUCAAGGAGGAACCUCUGGAAGCGAUUCAUAAUCUGAAGAGUUUAAUAGAGACAGAGAAAAAAAAGUGGUGGGUCAACGGGAGGAUGGCCCUACAUUGCUCCUUUGGGCUGGGCCUGGCCGGGUUCCAUGGGGAAAAGGGCCCCGGAUGCCGAGCACCCACCCCAGGCCUGGCUCCAGGGGGGCCCUAUAACGCCAGUCCGGUCGAUGUAACUGGCCUUGUUGUAUUACUCCUCAUGUGGGGCUUCUGA
Periophthalmus magnuspinnatus is the source of this 1316-nucleotide messenger RNA. RefSeq names its product butyrophilin subfamily 2 member A1-like. The coding region runs from base 63 to 1316 and encodes 417 amino acids. The transcript is spliced from 7 exons. Lineage: Eukaryota; Metazoa; Chordata; Actinopteri; Gobiiformes; Gobiidae. The record is from RefSeq and is a predicted model, not a curated record.